Austrofundulus limnaeus is the source of this 668-nucleotide messenger RNA. Its product is annotated as Galectin-related protein A-like. The record is from RefSeq and is a predicted model, not a curated record. NCBI's taxonomy places the organism in Eukaryota, Metazoa, Chordata, Actinopteri, Cyprinodontiformes, Rivulidae. Gene Ontology annotation, molecular function: carbohydrate binding.
AGAUGGAGAUCGUGUGUGAGCACCAGCAGUUCCGUAUCCUGGUGGAUGGUCAGCCUCUGUGUGGUUUCACCCACCGGCUGUCCCCGCUCUCCUCUCUCACAGCCUUACGAGUCUUUGGGGACCUGCAGCUCACCAAGGUGGCCUAACCCCAGCAUGUCGCACACUGAGGACUGGGAAAUCCCUGCGACUAUAAAGGAAAACAUGUUAGACUAGAACUUCUGUUUAGGUGAAGGAAUUGAACCAUUGUGGGGAUGUUGUGUUUCCAUUUUUCAACAAAGUUACAACAGUGUAGCAAAGUGCCUUUGUUGUCUGGAAACUUGAAGAUACUGACUGAAUGUAACAGUAGUCUUAAAUCAGACUGGGAAUGUUGGUCAAAUUAAUGUGAAUAAAGAUUUAAUCAGUAAUAUUUCUGAGAAAAACACGACUUAUUGAGCCACAAAACRUUCUGCUGCAUUACAACUGUGAUUUUAGACGUCCGUCUUUAAUUUCUCUGCAAGACUUUUGAAAGCACUCACAUUUUCGAGCGCCUGCAAAAACAAAUGUUUUGUAAACUGACAAUAACAAAUAUUUUCAUUUUGUGACCAAUUAAAAAGUGUAACUGUUGUAAUAAUGUAAAUUAAUAUCACAAGCAGAUAAAUCUGUUGGUCCCUUCUGGCUCAUUCAAACUA